This is a messenger RNA of Carassius gibelio (silver crucian carp), 500 nucleotides long. RefSeq lists its product as uncharacterized. The record is from RefSeq and is a predicted model, not a curated record. Bases 243 to 500 code for a protein of 85 amino acids. NCBI's taxonomy places the organism in Eukaryota, Metazoa, Chordata, Actinopteri, Cypriniformes, Cyprinidae. The transcript has 2 exons.
CUCUCUCUCUCUCUCUCGUGUCCUCUCUUCUGGUCUGUCUCAUCCUCCUCUCGCUGUUGAUCCGUCUCUAAAAUGAUCGCAGACGCACAUCAGAUGUUGAGGAUUCAUGUACCUGUAGGCUGGAGCUGAACUCGACGAUGUCAUUUCGAUGUAAAUAGGUUACCUUGGUGGACUGAGACGACACAGAAAUCUAGCUUACCUGACCUUCCCGAAGCUUUAGUUAUUGUUAUAAGCAAAUCGUCAUGGAUCUGUCAUUUAUGGCCGCGCAGAUCCCCGUGAUGACAGGAGCCUUCAUGGACUCAUCGCCUCAUGAUGACUACAGCACAGAUCAUUCUCUCUUCAACUCUUCUGCAAGCGUCCAUGCUGCCGCUCUGGCAGCUCACAACCAACAGGAGGAGCCGCAGCCCAUGUCCCGGGACGCCAUCUGGCUGUGGAUCGCUAUCACCGCCACCAUUGGGAACAUCAUAGUGGUGGGCGUCGUCUACGCCUUCACGUUCUGA